Pyrus x bretschneideri (Chinese white pear) is the source of this 722-nucleotide messenger RNA. RefSeq lists its product as uncharacterized. The coding region runs from base 1 to 279 and encodes 92 amino acids. The record is from RefSeq and is a predicted model, not a curated record. The transcript is spliced from 3 exons. NCBI's taxonomy places the organism in Eukaryota, Viridiplantae, Streptophyta, Magnoliopsida, Rosales, Rosaceae.
AUGGUUGGAACUUGGAAUUUGGUUGUCUCACAUGACUUUUUGGCCAUGAAGGGUUGUAAACUUCCCCAAAGACCUAAGAAAAGGGCCAAACUCAUCCAAAGAAGCCUACUUCUGGUGAGUCCCGGUGCAUGGCUCACAGAUAUGUGCCAAGAGAGACGGGAAGUUAGGGAGAAGAAAAGUAGCAAGAAGGCACUUGAACUGGAAUUAUUGUAUCAUUUGCUGCAUCAUUUUUCUUUAUUUUCGAGGGGUAUGAGUAUUCGUAUUUUGAUAUUUGGUUGAUGUUUGAAUGAUGCAGAGACCAAGAGGAUUGAAGGGUAUGGGGAGCCUGGAAAGCGUGUCCGAGUGAUAGGUGUAAUUUAUACUGAAUUUUGUUGACGCAGAAGGGAAGACAGUUUUCUUUCUUCUGUUUAGAAGAUGAAUGCGGUGUGCAAUGUGGAGUGGUUAGGCUUUUGUUCGAGUAAAAGGGGGUUAUCGUAAGUUACGAAAUUAUGUUUUGCAUACAAGUGUGAGCAAUGAAAAAUUAUGUUUUGUAGUGUGCAAAUAUGGAGAGAUUUUUGGGGGAAGAGGCUUCUGUGUCAUGACACGAAUACAGGGUUCCUUCUUGUGCGUACUUCCAUGUCUUGGGAGGACGGAUGACGUGAGACAGGAAUCCUUACCCUGGAAUAUUUAUCCCAAGUAUGUUGGAUUACGUCUACCGCUGCCAUAUGCCAAAACACGAGGCA